AUCCAAAAUGCGUUUCGCUGUGAUCUUCACUGUCCUCGGCCUCUCCCUCGGGAGCUUGGCUGCCGAAGCUACUGAUGCCGCUGGAGCCUCUGGUGCCGUCGAGACCCACGACUGGCGUGACUGGGAUGACUUCCUUGACCACCUUCAUGACAUCCGCAACAUUCAAGAUCUUCAAGACCUUCUCGAGCUCGGCAUCGGCCGCUGGGGAAACAACCCCUGUGAGCGAGUUGGCGGUUCUUGCGAUCCGCUUGGUGCCACCUUUUGCCGUGGCACAUACGAUGUGGCCAUCACCGGCUUGCCUUGCAGGGCCAACCUUGGAGCAACUCCCGUCACUGGCUGCUGCUGGCACGCACCUCGCCCUCUGAUCUAA
Trichoderma citrinoviride is the source of this 370-nucleotide messenger RNA. RefSeq lists its product as hypothetical. Lineage: Eukaryota; Fungi; Ascomycota; Sordariomycetes; Hypocreales; Hypocreaceae. The transcript is spliced from 3 exons. The record is from RefSeq and is a predicted model, not a curated record. Bases 8 to 370 code for a protein of 120 amino acids.